This is a messenger RNA of Anolis sagrei ordinatus, 9078 nucleotides long. The record is from RefSeq and is a predicted model, not a curated record. NCBI's taxonomy places the organism in Eukaryota, Metazoa, Chordata, Lepidosauria, Squamata, Anolidae.
CCACCACUAUUGUGGAGUGAGUGUUGGGUAGAGAAGAACCUGUCAUGCUUUUCUUUGCUGCUUUCCAUCCGUGGGCUUGGGGACAUCGGAAAUAGUUGCACGUCCCACUCCUUUUGAAGAGGGAAAGGUCCAUCUUUGCCUAUUGCAACAACUCCGCCACGUUCUGGACAGAAGGAAGAACUAUUGAGCCAAAGCAGCAGUGGAACCCAUAUUUCUAAUGCCAGCGGCUUCUCUUUGGGAGAAGCGAUCCGACGUAGAUCUGCUACUAAUCGGGAGACAGAAGAAUGGUACCAACCUUGUACAGAAGUGGAUGCCAGCAAUCUGAUCGUGUCUGUAGGAUGGAGGCUCGGCCAGACGCCUAGAGCUUAUAACUUGACAGAGUUCCCAAUGAUGGAGGAAGGCUUUGUUACGCCCUCGGAAAUGUUCAGAAGGCAACACGUACCUAAUGUGACACAAACUCCACUCCUAGAUAUUCAGGACAGUUGCCUCUCCCCAAGAUUCCCACUUCUGGCGACCUAUUCGACUCAGGGCCAAACGUUCUUCAACGAGACCGUCUUCCAACCAACAGAAAUGGAUUUUGCUGUUUUGAGAGGGAUUCCAGAUGUUUCCAAUGCUGCUUCUGAGGACACUUCCAGACGUCUGCCAAUGAGAGAAGCUAUGCGACUGGCAGCCAUGGAAAUUGGCUCAGACCCUUCCAUUGAUGACCUCUCUUUGACUCAACACCCACUGGCUAUGAGUGCUGUCGCACCUUACAAUACCAGUCUGUCCCAGCAUCCCCUUUCUCUUUCUGGGAACAUUCCUAAUGAGCAGAGGAAUCAUAAUACAGAAGAAUCACUUUUUCUCCGAAAGGAUUGUAAAACCUUUGGCUCCAAGGAUGAGAUUUCUGGAGUCUUCUCUUCACCAAAGUUGCCAAACCAGCAGUUGGCACCUGCUCUUACUCCAGCUGAAUGUUGUGGCACUUUCCUAGGCCAGGAUCUCUUCCUUUUGGACAGCACUGUGCCAGCACCUCUCCUGCUUGAAAUCCUGGAAAAGGACAUGGGGUUGUCCAAGCAACAUGGAUCUUCUGAGAGUUCUUCUGGGAAAACUGUUGUGGAAAAGGAUCCAGAAGAAAAUGAAAUGAGUCAGCUGAUGGAGGAUGUUGUUUUGAUAGAGAAGGAGCCAGAAACAUCUGUAGAACCACAUCAGCAAGGAGGAACCAUUCCUGAACUUGACUUAAUGAUAGAUUCAGAAGGAAAGCCUGCUAGAAUUGAUGGAGGUGCCGAAAAAGUAUCAGAAAACACUCCAGAGGCAUUGGUUUCCAUUGGGGGGCUCAGGAUGGGUUUGGAGGACUCUUGCAGGAAUGCUGGGGGAACCUCAAGACCUCUGCAGAAUACGCCACAACUGCAGCAAGUCUCUGAAUUAGGAGAACAAAAAAGGAAGCUUGUUCCUUGCCAGCCAGUCGCUGUGGCUGAUGAAUAUGGUGAUAAGGGUAACAAGCAGUUGAUGAUGGAAACUCAGAAGGGAGCAAGUAAGAAUGAGCCCACACUCUUAGAUUUCACCAUAGAAAGAGAGCACAAGGAUACUUGGAUUUCACCUUCUUUUAACGAGGGGUCAUUUUUUGGACACCUGGCUCAUCCAGUUCAUCAUUCCACCCCAGGAUUUUUUGCAACUCGAAAGUUGGAAACUUCUGGUGCAGCCAUAGCCACCAAGCCUUUCCCCUUGUCUCCUCUUUCUUGUUUACAUGAGGAGAUUUCUAAGAAUCCUUCUGGCAAGAUGCAUGUUUCUUCUGUGGAAGAGCCCCGUGUCCAUUCUGUGAGUGACACCUGUGUGCCUUUUCCUGAAAAGCCUCUGACCCUUCAAAGCAAGGAAGAGGGGAAAAAUGAAACCAGUGGAGGCCUCCAAGGUCAGCGUCCCCUAAAAGGCAGGAUUAAGUCUCUACCGUCUCUUAAUUUCAUGGAGAAAGUAGGGGCCUGGAACACGAGCCAGUCACCUGAGAAGAUGUCGGAUGCUUUGGCCGUACAUGGCCCAGGAGGCAUCUCCCCUCGACAGAAGGCCUUCAGUGCCAUUGCGGAUUCCUUAAAUAGUAUCUUGUUGAAGCAUAAGAGCCAGGUUGAUCUCAAGCCAGGGCCAGUGGCAUCCUUUGGUGAAUCUAAGUCCACAGCUUAUGAUAAAAGGUCACCCCAUGCUUUACCACUUACUAGGUCCCAGUCUGAAAACUCUGUGAUUCUAAUCAGCAGAGAAAUGUCUAAGGCUGAAGGAAGGCAUGAAAAAAUCCAGGGCUUUGAUCUUGCUCCCAAAGAAGAUGAGAAUCAGGUAUCAGGAGAUGCAGAGGUUAAGCUAAGCAAGGCUAACAAUGAUGUAGAAGCUCUACUUCUCCAGCCUCUCACAGCAGUUUUAGUCUCUGCUGUGUCCAGUGAUGAAGAAGCAGUUGAUCUUGUCGCCAGUGGAAAGGGCUCUAACCCAGAUAAUUUUAUUACUAGUGAAAGGGUUGCAGAACUCCUGAGGGAACAAAGCGGUUCUCUUAAUGAUUGCCAAGAAAAGCCUGGUGGCUCUCCAGAUACGACUCAGGAGUUGCCAGGCUUUCAUCUUAGUGCCCACCGGAUCACUUUGGACCAUUUUACAGAUGUUUCACCAGACAGCUUAAAUCAGCUAACUAGUUCUGGGGCAGGCAGCUGCCUUGACUUGAGGCUUUCUUCAGGACCAUCUUCAAGACGGUCUUCAGCUAUUUCUGGGAAGUUGCAAAGCAGUCUCGAAGACAUACUACAAACUCCAGAUGACAGAGAGAUGAAUAUAGAAGAGAGAAUACCGGUAUACCUCCACAACCUUGGCAUCGAUCAGUCACCUUCAUCCAUAUUGACUCCAUUCAUGCCUCGAGGGCCAAUCAGAGAAAUUGAAUUGUCUCCAACUGAGCUCAGGACGCUGAAGGCAUCCACUGAUUUGUUAACACAUCGCAUGCAGGGAUCGGAAGGAGGCCCUCACUCCGUGGUUAAUGCAACGCAAUCAAGCUUUAACUCUUCCAUUUUAAGUGGGACAGUUCCAGCAGGAUCGCAAACUGGCCCUGGCAGUCCACUGCCCACGGAGCUUCGGUCACAGUCUUCUGUCUGCCAUCAGUUCCAGCUUCCUGCUUCCCCAGCACCAGGAUCAGAGGGCACAUCUGAAUCCUCAGUUGCUCUGCAGUCAGCAGAACGGAGUCAAGUAACCCCAGAAGUUCCUUCUGAUUCUCAUUCUGAAGAGCAAAAAAAGCCAGAAUGUGUACAGGCACUGACAGACAGAAUUGAUGCAGAGGAGCUUGCAGUCAGCAAAGCAAAACCAUUUUCUGGCUCUGAGGCUCAAGGAAAUAUUGAAAAAAGUAUGAAUAGAGAAAAAGAGGAUUCCUUCAUAAGGUUGAAAACACUGAGGGAAAUUGAGAAACUUCUGGCAGAGACAGCAAGCGGAGCUUCAGAUAGAAAUGUUAGUGCCGGCUCCUCAGUUUUCUCUUCUGCCGAACCCAGUUGCUCAUUGGAACAAAUCAAAAACAUCAAUGGCUCUGGAUGUUUUGGACCAGUCCCGGGGACUAGUGCAGGGUUCCAGAGGGUGUGGUCCUGGGAUGAGACGCUCAGCAGGCAAAACGUUCAAGAUGGCAACCUGCGCGCCAAACCCCUCAGCCUCACUGGUAGCUUAAAAUGGGAAGGCUUCCUUACUGGGGAUUUUGGCAGCAAGGGGGGAGCGGCUCCAGAAGAAAUGAGACCAACAGGCGAGGCAUACGUUGAGGAGGUCAGGAAAGUGAAGCCUGGGGGACGGUCUGAGCCAGAAGGUUGCAACAGUGUGGUGUCAAGUAAAAGCCUGCCUGUUUCUGGAAAUGGUGCUGCAAAGAGCGGCUUGGCUAGCCCCAGAGAUCUCACAGAACUCCAGGCUAAGCCUUCGAAUGUGCUGGAAAACGUUCAGCAAAUUUUGGAGAAAACCAAAGGAGGAGGCAGCAGCAAAGAGAUGGGUAGCAGCCAUGCAAGUGAAAACAGCAGCAGUGUGGACUCACUGGGUAUCCGAGUGAAACAUCUUCUGCAAUAUGAACGUCCUGUCCCACACAAAUCUCACUGGUUCAAUGAGCAAGAGCCCAUUGGAGGUGGCUCCAAACAAGGCUCACUUGGGGCCGGUUUAGCUGGUAGCAAAGGGGGGAACCCCAGGGCUGCUCAGAGCGACAAUAGCAGCAGCAGCUUGGACUCUCUGGCUGUCCGCGUCAGAAGCCUUCUGGAAGAGGAGCGCCCUGUGAUGCACGCCAUUGAGAUCCUACAGAGUGCUGAAGAAGAAGAAGCAAAAGUCCAUGCCUGGGCAAAGCUGAAGCGGGCGGCUGAACCUCCGUACUUUGUGCCUGAGUUAAAUGAAGAGGAUCGACGGAUGAUAGAACAAAUCAAGAGAGAGCAGAGUCUGAAAGCCCAAGGACACAAGCAGGGUUCGCUGUGGAGAAAUGGAAAGAUCUCUAGCUCAGAUCCUGUUUCAAAGGUCAGCUCAGAACUCUCAAAACUUCCAGAUGGCACUAAACUACAAAAGGCCAUCCAUACACAUAAUUUCAAACUAGCUGAAUUUCCAGAGGUGAAUACAGCUGAGACUGGACCAAUGCAUGGAACCAACUGUGCCCUUCAAAACUACCCAGAUGCAAAGCCUUCAAACAGAUUGCAAACCUAUGUCCCCAACCAGCUUCACACCCACUCAGAUAAUUCCUUGGACUCCAAACACAGUGUUCAUGUUCCCAUUGGAAGUGUCAUUGACACCAAUCUGAUGAACCUGACUAGUGACUCCAGAGCACUUACAGGACAUGGAGUGAAAACAUCCACCCAGGCUAAGCUGAUGGUCAGCAACUUUUCCACAGAACCUGCCAAGCAAAUUACUUCUAUCACGUUUGCAUCCCGCAAGAGGUCAUAUUCUCCUUCGACUUCCUGUUCUGGCCUUCAUAAGCCCACUCCUGUUUCAGCACUUUUGGGUAGCCAGCCUGUUAAUAACGAAUGGUUGACACCUGAUAGAUCACAGAAAGAACCUUUUAAACCCCCUGCACUCGUAGGUAUCGCACCCAUUCAGGUGCCAGAUCAGAGUGUUGGAGUUUCCUCAGGCAAAGGGGGCCAUCAAGGCACGUCCAUUGUUGGAAUCAAAAACGAGAGCAUUGUCUCAGUAGGAAAAUCUCAGGCUGAUCAUAUUGAACAAAUGAUCCACCACAAAGAAGCUCAGCCUUUCCCCCAAAUAUUUACUGAGUCGAGGAGAUCUGGGAAACCCUUAGGUGAUGUUUGUGAUCACAAACCUGACCCCAAAGGAAUGGUGGAUGAUUUAUCCUGUUUCACAAACAUCCCUCGACAGAAGACAGAUGAUGCUUGCCCCCAAGGUAGGUCUGCAGAUGGAAGCUUUUCUCAUGCCCCUGAGCCCAAAGGCAUGUUGAUGAAAGAGAGUAAAUUCCCAUUUGAUUCACAUUUAGAUAGGGCUGAAGACAUACAUGUAGGAAGCAGCAGUCCAUUACCAUCUCCUUCUCCAGGUCUCAAAACAAUGGACAAGCCAGGGUUUCCUCCAUCCCAGACCAGGAAAGCCCUAUCGGGUGUUCACAUUACUAUAUCUCCAAAGUGUGUAGAUAUGGAUCUUCCAUUUCGAUUGGACUCUAGGGCUGAAAUGAGACAUGUUGAUGGAGUUAAGAGUAAUCUUCAUCCAGCAGCAACUGUAAAUGCUCCAUCUCGUUCUUUAGAAACUACCUCUAAGUCAAAACUCAUAGACUUUUCCCAAAUGAAUCAGGAGUCUUCAUAUUUCCCAACCGCACCAGUACCAGUUUCUCAGGUUAAGCAUCCCCCUUUCCAAGUUGUGGCAGAACCAGCCCCAUGCCAAAGUCAGGAAUUGUUGGAAAGCAGGCAGAAUGUUCCAGCUGCAGACCAAAGCAGUGCUAGAAGUCCUAGAUCCAGUGGGAAGAGUCUGGAAGAGAGCGCAAAGACCACGGCUGCCUCUCAGACAGAAAGGAUGUCAUCAGACGCCAUCACUCAGAUAACCACAGAAAGCCCCGAAAAGACAACCUAUUCAGCAGAGAUAUUUGUCAGAGCUGACAGCAGCGAGAUGGAUGCUCCAAGACACCUUCCUCAGAAGAGACUUGAAUUCCUAAGCGGCACGAACCAGAGAUCCAUUUUGAGCAGACAGUCCGAUCCGCCGCUUUUGGUGCCUUACAAACCGCCAGGAAGUUCAGAGAUGUACUAUGUCCCCUGUUCGAAGGAAGCACUCAGCUUGUCUCGGAUCAGGUCAGAGACUACUGUGGAGAGCUCCCAUUCAGGAUCGAAUGAUGCCGUCCCUCCCAAAUUCCCAGCCCAGGAGCUUGGCUCAAGGGAAGAAAACCCUCCGGAUGCCGUAGCGAUCAAACACAAAGAGGGUAUCUAUAGUAAAAGGCCUGCAGCCAAGGAUGCAUGGACAGAAGAGAAAAUGUCAACACGGGAAGAAGUCAAAGAUAGUGCCAAAACCAGAACCCCCAUAGAAUCUGCCAAAGAUACCCAUUCAGUCUUCAGGCCUGGGGAGUUUUACCUGCACCAGCCAGUGCCUCUCCAGCAUGAAAUUGACUUUCUUUCUGGGAGUGAGGCUUUGAGGCAAUUCUCGGCACCAGAGCUCCCAGCCACCUCUUCCAAAGAUGUCUUCCGGCACAAGGGAACGUCCGAGAGAAGCCAAGCCCCUUUCUCACUGCAUCAUCGGAAAGGAGAGGAGAGAUUUUCUCCAUUGACGGCUGAACUAGACUACAGUUUUGUUGAGGAAUUACAGUCAGAAACAGACUCACCAACAAAGGAGCCAGGCCAACCAGACAGGAGGAAAACAGGUCAUGAAGUGGUGAAAGAGCCUCUUCUUCCAGGCCACCAAAGGAUCGGCUUAAAGGAGAACCUGGUGGCUGAUCACCCAGUGAUGAGGAAUGCACAUUUUAUGGGAAGCUUAGAUGAACUCUGGACCAAAUACUUAGACCGCCAGAAGCAGCGGCAUCUGCUGCAACACCAUCCUGAUACCAUCAGCAACAGAAAUGAGCUGUCUCUGGUAGAGCGACUUGAUCGAUUAGCCAGACUUCUGCAAAACCCUGUUAGGCACUCACUGCUGGUGCCUGCCAAAAACGAGAGAAGCCACGUCCAAGAAGAGGCAAAAGGAAAAGAGCCGAGGAAAAUGAGUUCCCAAGGGAGAGUGGCAUUCAAAAGCAACUUGGCACCCCAGAACACCGUAGAGGAGAGCUCAGGUGUUGCCAGAGCUGCACAGUUACCAAAAUCGAGGCCCCAUAAAGUUGGAACAGAGGUUGGCCUCAUGGAUGUAAACAAAAAAGAGUGCCAGGACUCUGAGACUCUGAGUGACGGCUCUUUGGAGAUGAGGCCGGUGAAAGGCUCCAGUGCAUUCAGUGACCACACCUCUGAAUCGGGGGUGACACAGCUGGAGACAGAAAGUGGCACUCAGACGGAGGCGAGUGGCUCCGUCUCCACCAUUGACACAGCCAGGCUGAUCCGGGCUUUUGGGCAGGACCGAGUGCACAUCACCCCUAAACUGUCUCAGCUGUACAGCACCAUCAACCUUCAGAAGACUCGCUCUGAGAAGGGGGCCAAGGGGAGCAGGAAAACCAGGGUCACGGAUCACCCCAAAACAGCUCACUCAGAGCCAGUGGAAAAGAGCACUCAGGCAACAGACUCUUUUGUUUCGUCGGACUCAGUUUCCACAGCCAGCGGCACCCGAGGACCCAGCUCUGCCCUCAACUGCAAGCGGAGUACGCGGAUGUUAAACAAGGCCAUUCAGGCAGGGGACUUUGAGAUUGUGAACAGCGCAACCAAGAAGCACACGCGAGAUGUUGGCCUGACUUUCCCCACCCCGAUGUCCAGCCAGGCGAGGUUUCAAGUUGACCUUGGGAAUGGAAUGGAAGACGAGGCGGGCGGAUGCAAUUCAGAGAGCAAGAGCAAACCAAGGAGGCAACCGAGCGGCUUCUUUGCAGAGAAACGGCCUGGGAAGAGCAAGUCUCAGUGUCUGCAAGGACUUUCCUGGUUUGUUCCCACGGAGGAAUUAAAGGCUGACCCCAAGAGAGGGAUUGGGUCCAUCAGCAUACCUGAACCGGGUCCUUCGUGGUUUGAACCAUUGCCGAGCGGGAAGCCCUGGCGAGAGCCCCUCCGGGAGAAGAACUGGCAGGAGGAGGAUCGCGGGGGCUUUCAGGUGCGUCUGGCAGCCCAGGCGAGAGACAUUGAGAAUAACCCACCCUCACCUUUUGUGAAAAUCUCACUGCAGGAGGCUCUGGCACUGCGCCGUCCCGAUUUCAUUUCUAGCUCUGGGGAGCGUGUGAAACGCCUCAAGCUCAUCAUAGAAGAAAGAAAACUACAGAAUAUGCUUCAGGGCGAGAGAGAGUUAUUAUUUAAUCCUCCCGAACAGAGGAGAAGUUACAGGAAUUCAGCUUUUUUUCCAAACAGAGACUACCGGAUCAUGCGGAGGAAAAGAGCCAUUUCCAAGAAUGAAAUGGUGCAGAGAUCCAAACGUAUCUACGAGCAGCUGCCUGAGGUGCGCAAAAGAAGAGAAGAGGAAAAGAGGAAAUCAGAGUAUACUACAAAUCGUUUGAAAGCCCAACUUUAUAAAACGAAAAUCACCAACCGCAUUUUGGGAAGAAAAGUGCCUUGGGAAUGAUGGUGAAACCAAUCAGUCAAAAAUAAAGAAGAGAAAAGAAAAGAGUAACCUUCUGUUUCAAUAAAGCCUAUUGCCUCAAGCCAAUUGUGAGAUUUUCAGCAUUUUCUCUGUAUCAGCCGAAAUGCUUGUGAAUAGGCUACGCAAUAAUUUUCUGUUUGCGCAAGGUAUGUUUCAUCAUUUUUAAAGAACUGAUAGAUCUCCUUCUUAGCGAAUAGAGUUGUUUAUAUAUUUGAAAACUAGUGACGAUUUUUUAAAAGAAUCCCAAUUUUGUAGCAAUGCGCUUGUUAAUUUCCAAAUCAAUGUAAUUUAAGAAAAAAAAUGUAAUACUAAUUAAAUCAGUGGAUUUUUGUGUGUAUGAGAGUUUAGAUUAUUUACUUAUUUAUUUUUUGAUACUUAAUUUUUUUGUACUUUCUAAAUGAUUUAAUUUUGCCUAUAUAUUUGUGGUUUUUAUUACUAAAAUAAUUAAAUGUCUUGAAGACUCUG